AUGCAGGACGGUAAACUCUUCUACUCUCCCAUUGGGAAGAAUCCGCAAAAGAUUAUCGAUGUUGGUACUGGGACUGGUAUCUGGGCCAUAGAAGCGGCCGACCAAUAUCCCGGCGCUGAAGUCGUAGGUAUCGACAUAUCGCCGCAUCAACCAACCUGGAUCCCGCCUAAUCUCAAAUUCUAUGUUGAUGACGUUGAAGAUGAAUGGGUCAAUGGAUCGGGCUUUGAUCUAGUUCAUUUUCGUAGCAUGGCUUUAGUGCUUCGCGAUGUCCAUAAAGCCAUUACCCAAUCUUUCGAGAAUCUCAAACCAGGAGGCUGGAUCGAGUUCCAAGAAACGUACGGUAUGCCACAGUGCGAUGAUGAGACCAUGAAGGACGACGACAUAAUCAAACGAUAUUACGAAACAUGCCAAUUAGCAAUGAAGAGUUUCGGCUAUGAUAUAGACAAGCCCCUUCACCUCCAAGGCUACCUGGAGAAAGUUGGCUUCACAAAUGUUCAGUGCAUCAUCAAGAAGCUACCACUUGGUACAUGGCCGAAAGAUAAGACAUUGCGCCUCGUCGGUCAUUAUACAUACCUUGCGCUCAUCGACUCCCUGCCUGCACUUUUGGCCAAGCCAUUUGCUAACCUUGGUAUGUCCGAGGAAGAGCGUCAAGUUUGGGGAGCAAAGGUUCGGCAGGCGGCGAAAGAGACAGACGUUCACCGUUACUAUAAUUAUUACUUCUGGUUUGCUCAGAAGCCAGAGUAA
This is a messenger RNA of Phaeoacremonium minimum UCRPA7, 744 nucleotides long. RefSeq names its product putative methyltransferase domain-containing protein. The coding region runs from base 1 to 744 and encodes 247 amino acids. The record is from RefSeq and is a predicted model, not a curated record. Gene Ontology annotation, molecular function: methyltransferase activity. Lineage: Eukaryota; Fungi; Ascomycota; Sordariomycetes; Togniniales; Togniniaceae. The transcript has 4 exons.